CAUCUCCUGUGUACAAUCGACUGACUCAAUGCCAACAACAGAUGCCAUUUUAGCCAACUCAGAUACUGUGGUCAUAUCUGCCGCCUAGGUCGGCUCUACCGCUUCCACUCCUCCAUUCCCCUCGCCGUGUUCACUUAUCGCUGUGCUUCGAUCCAUGGCGUCCUCCCGUGAGCCCUCGGAGACUGACGCACUUCUGGCGCCGUCCACCCCCGCCGCCGUGCGCGUAUCCAUCUCUAAUGCCGACGACGACGAGAGCGACACGUUGUCCUCUGGUCAGGACGUGGUCGUCGAGGAUCCGCGCCGUUUCCCGGCCCUGGCGCGCACGGCCUCCGCUCUCCGCUCUCCAUCCUCCAUCCUGCGGUCACCCAUGCCGCGUUUCACACUAGACGGUCCUCGUUUCCCGAGCUGGAGAGUCAACAGUCGCAGCGCCAUGCCGCAGGUCUCGCAGUUCGAGUCGCACGUACGCGAGCAGUACCCGACUUACGGCGUGCAGCGCACACACUCCUUCCCAAGCGACCUGUACUCUGGCGCUCGGUUCUCUCGCUUCGAGAUCGAGGAAGCUCUACGCCAACGCAAUGGCACAACACUGCUGGAUUGGCUUAAAGGCAAAGGACGCAACCCGUUCUCGGCCGCUACUCGCAAGCAGGAGCAGAAAGAAAAAGACAAGGAGAAACGAGCCAAGGCGCAACACCGCGAGUCUUACAGCUACGACUUCUUCGAGAGCAGAGUCAAUAUGCAACACGACCAGGAACAGACCGAGAGCGCCAUCCGCUCGCUCAACAUCGCGCGUUGGGUUAUGACGUUCGGUGUAGGCCUAGGAACGGCCCUCGUGGCCUGUUUCGUUGAGUUCUGGACGUCUUUGCUGUCCACGUUCCGUACCGCCACAAUGGAAUCCCUCGUAGCCGGCGAGAUGGCCGGAUCUCGCAGCUUUGGCACCGGAUACUUAGUCUACGCACUCAUUAGCGUCGGCUUUGUGUCUGUUGCUAGUUACUGCGUGGCAAUUCUGUGUCCCGUGGCCGGGGGAUCUGGAAUCUCUGAGAUUAAGGCCACACUUAACGGGAUUAAGAUUCAUCGCGUCGUGCGGCUUAAAACGCUGUUUUGUAAGGCGUUCGGCAUCCUUUUCAGUGUGUCUGGAGGGCUGCCAGUCGGGAAAGAAGGCCCUAUGAUCCACAGCGGCUCAGUGAUCGGUGCUGGGCUUUCACAGGGUAAAUCUUCGAGCUUUGGACUGGACACAAGCUGGACCAAGUUCAAGGGAUUCCGCAAUGACAAGGAGAAGCGCGACUUCAUCUCGUGUGGCGCUGCUGCUGGUGUAGCGGCUGCCUUUGGCGCCCCCAUUGGUGGUGUUCUGUUCGCAUUGGAGGAAGGCGCUUCGUUCUGGCAUCAGAACCUCACUUGGCGCACGUUCUUCUGCGCUAUGGUCUCUGCCUUUGUGCUCAAUUACUUCAUGUCGUUCAUGGAAGCCAGCGAAUCCAGUGGACCGACACCUGACGUGGGGCAUGUCUUCAUUGGUGGAACAUUAGGCACACAAACGGGAACAUUCACGUUCGGACAGUUCGCUGGCAGUAAGGCAUACGAAGUUCUCGAUGUUCCAGUGUUUAUCCUGAUGGGAAUGGUCGGUGGUCUAUUCGGUGCUGGUUUCAAUGGUGCCAAUACGGUAUUGACCAAGUUCCGCAAACGCUACGUCACCCACCGCUUCUUACGGUUCGGUGAGACGUUGUUGAUCGCGUUUAGUAUGGCCACAGCUUCGUUCUGGCUGUCGUACUACUUCGGUACAUGUCGUGAUCUUGCUGGAGACUACAGCGACUCACUGUCGCGGUUCUAUUGUCCUGAGGGUCAGUACAACGACCUGGCGUCGCUGUUCACAGUCAACUACGCUACUAGUAUGAAGCAGUUGCUGCACUUUACAGGUGACGCCAGCUUCACGCCGUUCUCGCUGUGUAUGUUCUUCGUGGUAUUCUACAUCUUCGCAUGCUGGACGUAUGGUAUCGCUGUGCCCUCCGGUCUGUUUGUGCCUAGUCUAUUGGCUGGUGCAGCUUAUGGCCGUAUCUGCGUCAUGAUCGUUCACUACUUGGGCUUCCCUGUCGGAGCUCAGGAUGGAAUGUUCGCGUUGAUUGGCUCUGCCUGUAUGCUUGGUGGUAUGGCACGAAUGACUAUUUCUCUCACGGUUAUCAUUCUCGAGUGCACUGGUGUGAUUGAGUGGGGUCUCCCCAUUAUGGUGUCGCUAAUGGCAGCUCGCUGGGUCGGUAACAGCUUCAACGAGGGUUUGUACGACAUCCACAUCCACCUGAACCACUUGCCGUUCCUGGAGUUCGAUCCUCCCUACUACGCCCGAUUCCUACGAGCCAUUAACAUCAUGAGCUCGCCACCCAAGUGUGUACCGCACAUCGCCAAGGUUGGAGAGAUCUACGACGUGCUCAAGAACUGCAACCACGGUGGCUUCCCUGUAAUUAUUCCUCGCAACCAAGAUGGACCCAUUUCGGGGGGUAAACGCAAAUCUCCUCGCUUCUCUGGGAUCAUUUACCGGCACCAUUUGGCCGUGUUACUUCAACGCAAGGACUUUUUCAUUGAGAAACCGGAGCCGUUUGUUCGCACCCCUGCUAGCGACACAACGCUGUUGUACAAUGACCAGUAUGCGCUAUCAUACCGUGACAUGGAAGGCAGCUACCCGCGAUACCCGUCAAUCAAUGACAUUCAACUGGAUGAAGAGGAAAGGGACUUGUGGAUGGAUCUCACGCCGUAUAUGAACCCAACGCCUCACACUGUUCAAGAGCAGACUCCAGUGCCGCGCGCCUUCCGUUUGUUCCGGUCGUUGGGACUUCGUCACCUCAUUGUGUUGAACCGACGAAACGAAGUGCGUGGAGUCAUCACACGGAAGGAUCUGACCCCAGCGCAUCUCAAGUUUUGCCUCGAGUCUUUGAGUGAAACGGAGAAACAGCGUAUUCAAGGGUAUUUCCACCGUGAUCGAGCUGGUUCCGAGCGAUUUGAGGACGUGGAGAAGAAACUCAUCAGCAUCAAUGACAACUCGUAAAGCCGUGGCCGGCGGUAGCGGCCUGGUCGAGCGCUGCUAUCGGUGGGUUCUCUACACAUAAACAGAGGGCCCCCAAGACCACAGACCACUGUAACUUUGUGCUUGACAAUGGCAAUGUGACUUGUUCAUAAUCCUGUAACUUUUUUUCCUGUUGAGUUGCCUAAAAAUAUUCUCAAGUGUUCU
Messenger RNA from Phytophthora nicotianae INRA-310, 3211 nucleotides. RefSeq lists its product as hypothetical. Bases 155 to 3028 code for a protein of 957 amino acids. Lineage: Eukaryota; Oomycota; Peronosporomycetes; Peronosporales; Peronosporaceae. Gene Ontology annotation, biological process: transmembrane transport; chloride transport. The transcript has a single exon. Gene Ontology annotation, molecular function: voltage-gated chloride channel activity. The record is from RefSeq and is a predicted model, not a curated record. Gene Ontology annotation, cellular component: intracellular membrane-bounded organelle; membrane.